This is a messenger RNA of Phaeoacremonium minimum UCRPA7, 6465 nucleotides long. RefSeq names its product putative virulence plasmid b protein. The transcript has a single exon. Bases 1 to 6465 code for a protein of 2154 amino acids. NCBI's taxonomy places the organism in Eukaryota, Fungi, Ascomycota, Sordariomycetes, Togniniales, Togniniaceae. The record is from RefSeq and is a predicted model, not a curated record.
AUGUCUGAUUACAAUGCAGCUAUUGGCCGCCGACAGGGCAAGGUUGACACUGAUGACAAUGGCCUUUCUCGUUACAUGCUUAAGAUUGAAACCCCCGGAGGCAUAAAGUCCGGAAAUGAACCUGAUCUGUCGCUGCAGUACUCCCAGGGGACGCCAAAUGGCAUCAUGGGAUUCAGCUGGGCGCUCGGGGGAGUAUCUAGUAUUCAUCUUGGCGCACCAAAGGUCGUCUACGAUAAAGUCAACAAGCCACCAACGAACUAUGAUUAUUAUACACCGAAGCUCAUCAUGGACGGAUUAGACUUGUUGAACAUCCAGGGAGACUAUAACGGGCCGAAUACGGUAUACACCACUGAAACGAACAAUACCGGCCUGACAGUUACUGCUUUGGGCGAGGGGAGUGGCUUUCUGGCUCAAGAUAACAUGGGCCGGAAGAUAGAAUAUGGGACAACACCUGAUAGCCGCAUCGUUUCAGCAGACAACAAGGCCAGGGAGUGGCGGGUGAAGAAACAGACAGACUACCAUGGAAAUACUAUGCUGUACAAUUACAUUAUGUCUCCCCAGCCACCAGACGCCACGAAAGAUGUCAACACAUCGUAUCUUGCAUCUAUCUACUACUGCUCCAAUAGCGUCACCAAUGCGCCGGCGACCCGCUGUGUCACUUUUGACUACCAGCCGCGUCCGGAUCUAGUUACACAAUCCAUAGAAGGAAACAUAAUCACCUGGGCGAAUCUUCUCAGCUCCAUAUCCAUCGGUGUUGUCGUGGGUGGACAACUCAAGAUCAACAGGUCCUAUUCCCUCACUUACGGGCAGUCACCAACCACGGGAGAUUCGUACCUGUUGCAAGUGGUGGAAAGUGCCCAGGGGGGCUCGGAAAGAGUCAGCCUACUUCCAUCCUCGUUCACUUACACCACCCCGGGAGUCAGCCCGGCGGAUGUGUUCAAAACUGUGCCGGCAAAUCCCUUUUCGGCUGAGAAAGUUGUCAUUGCUAUGAUUCCACUGAACAUGACGGGCAAGGCGCUCGCAGAUAUAGCUUGCAUGGCGUGGGAUCAGUCAGCCAAGACUUUAACGGUCAAAACUUAUAUGGCAGACCGAGAUGCCGAUGCCAUUCCCAGCAUCAGCUGGUCGCCAUCGGAGAAGAAUGUCCAGCUGAACAUGCCCAGGUGGGACCCAACGCAGAAGGACGCUGUGAUGCCAGACUUUCUAACGCCAGAUCUUCACGGGGACGGACGUUCAGACCUGAUUAUUCCUUUCGAAAACGACCAAGGGAAUCUUGAAUUCUUCCUUUCACAGAGUAACGGCGUUAGCUUGACAGCCAUUCAGCAGAACAAGAAGACGCCUUUCCAAUGGAAUUCAGAGUCCAAAUUCAUGGCUAUGGACAUGACUGGAACUGGGGUUGCUGAUGUAGUACAGAUAUACAAAAACGGAUCGACAAUCUCCUUUCGAAACUUUCCCGGAGUUGCAGAUAAAUCUGGAGACAUUGGACUUGGGGAUGCCGUCGAAACGAAUACGCAGAUCGCAUUCGAGAACACGAUUGAAUGGUUUCUCCUCAAACACUCGGGAACCGGGGCUGUCAGUCUUGUACGCGUCUGGCAGGAAUUUCUAACAGAAGACCCCAACCAAUACCAAAUUAAAACUAGCUCGUUCCGUUGCACCGAUGUCUUUGAUUCACGCAAGGGGUUCGAUCUGAAUAAUGUGGUUGAGUCACUUCUUGGAGGUCCUUUUGCAAAGGGAGAUCCCAAAUGGAGCGUUCUUUCUUGCGACAUCAAUGGAGACGGCACCCAGGACAUUGUCCUUGGCAAGGCUGAGUAUGCGUCACCAAACACGACGUUCACUUUUCAGGUUUCACUUGGUGACGGCUUGGGUGGAUUUGGUCAUUGCUCUAAGUUGGUCAAGACAGUAGAAGCACCGGAACCCAAAGGCGAUGGCAACUUCUCCGUUACCAACAUUAAUGGUGGACUCUAUCCCAGUCUGGCUUACAUCUUCCAGCGGAAAGAUAAUAGCAACUUCGUGUGCUUAUCGGUCGAUGGUCUCUCCGACGGAACCGUGAGCAAUGUGACGCAGUACCCCGUUACAACAGAUCCAGGAUUCGCCAAUACCCAGGUCAUCCCAGCAGACUUGAAUGGUACCGGUAUGGGUGAUUGGCUUUUUUAUAGCCUCAAUGCAGAUACCGGGCCACCGACCAUCGCCCCCGUCUACAACACAGCGCACCCGACAGAUCUUCUCUCAUCUGCCCAGGAUUCUAUGGGGCUCAUGACCACCGUUUCGUAUGGGUGUCUGUCGGACGGAGCCGUGUACAAUUCCGGAAUUGACUGGAAAUCCUACACCGACACUGAUCCUGAAAACUAUAUCGUUCAAGGUGCCCCCAAUUAUGUGGUCACGUCUUUGAAGCACACCAACAACGCAGCUACAAACUCCUUGGCUUUCGAAGUGUUGUUGCAAAAGACCUACAGACAAGCCCGCGUGAAUAGCUGUGGAAGGGGCUGGCUAGGGUUUGAGUCGAUCAAUACUACGAACGCCACUGAUAAGAUCUUGACCGUUGAACAUUACUUUCAACCGUUCCCUAAGACUGGAAUAAAGUCGCAGAUCGAGACCAAAACGUUGCAAGACGUAUUGCUAUCGUCCCAGACAACUGACUACGAUCUAGUCAAGGUUCCGACAAACGCAUGGAAUAUUUAUCACGUUAACAAAAUAUUCGACAAACUUGAGACUGGAGGAGAAAAUGGGCGAAUUCAAUUGACCCAGUUCACCACCGACGAAAAUGGCAACGUCACCACCAAGUAUUCCUCGGACAUACAAUCAGGUAUUACCGUAUUUGAGUCUUGGGAAAGAUGCACUUACGUAACUAUCAAGGGCAUCACGGGGCUGCUGACAGGCAAGAAACUCUCCUCAAAAGAAGCGAAUCAGGAUGUCAGCAAGUUUGAGGAUGGCGAUGCUACCUUGACCCAAUACACAUAUAGUACCGACACCGCUCUUUUGCAGACAGUCUUGCGCUGGUCGAGUGAUGUUGGCAAAUUCCUGGUUACCACGUUUGAGUUCGAUACAUACGGAAAUGAAACAUCCAUGAGCGACCCUGCUGGACUGAAGACUACGACGACGUACGACUCCAUGUUCAAUAACCUCCCCAUCAAACAAAUAGAAGUUGGUGAGGGCGUUUUCACGACCCAAUUUGUUGCAUAUGACCAGGCCAGCGGAAAGGUGGUGGCCAAACUCGAAACGAACGGUCGACUUGUCUGCAGCCGGGUCGACGGCUUCGGGAGAAACGUGGAGACACGCAUGAAAAGCAUUGCCCCAGGAAAGCUCACAGUCACGGGCAAGGACUUUUUUAGCCAGAAGCCAUUUCUGGCGUUCUCGACCUUUGCGGAUCAACUUAGCUCUGCAGACUGCCUCCUGGACCCGUUCCAGGAGUAUAGCUACAAUCGCUUCGAGAGCGCGGGGAAACCAUACUUGACCAAGAACACAUUGUCGUAUUUCAAUGAAGAAGAUUCUGGUCAACAUGAAGUUGUGGAAGUCCUCGACUGCACCGGGCAGAAGGUGAUGCAAAGAUCCAGGCAAGGAGUCGACCCUGCUAUUAGCCAACAAAACACUCACGUUACUUGGAAGUACUGGACCUACGAUUCGCGUGGUAAUGUCCUCUUCGAAAGCUUUCUCCUCCCAACUGCUUGGAACAACUUUGAACCCCACUACCAGCCGUCAGAUGGCACUACUUCGGUAUUUGACGAACUUGGUCGAGUCCUCAGUCAAACCCGUCCGAGCCACAACUCCUCCGAUCCGUCGUUCAAUGUCGUCUCAAGCCUACAGUACUCAAUUGGUGGCGCAACAGUGUUAGAAAACAUUAAGGGACCGGAUCCAAACAUCAACGCCAAGGACGUUGUGCUUUGGUCUGCGCCUCGUUCUUACAAGUCUAUCAAUGGCAAGGAAUAUGUGAUGGCAGCAACAAAUCAGGACGGCAUGGUCUCAGAGUUUCAAUAUGAUGUUUCCGGAAACAUGACACAGGGCCUUGAUCCCCAAGGAAACAAAGAGACGAGGCAGUACAACUCAUUCAGUCAACUUCAAGCUAUUCAGAACUGUUAUCAGAAUAUGGUCGACCCAGCAAAGCCAUCGCCGAAGUGGGCAAUGACCUACCAGUACGACGGCACCGGCCAGCUUUACCAGACAGUCAACGCGAAUGGAGAGACCAUCAAGUUCCAAAGGGAUUCCAAGGGACGUCCCAUUCAGAAAAUAGGAUUUGACGGUCGACUUCUAGUUUACAAAUACGACGUAGGUGGCGAGGAGAAUCUGUCAUCCAUGACCGUUUACCCCAAGGGACUUGACGGGCCCAUGGAAACCAAGUUAAGUUUCGAAUACGACGGGCUCGCUCGACUGAGCUCUAGGAGAUUGACUUUUAUGGAUGGGACAGAAUACGAAACCAAUUUUCAGUAUGACUGGCAGGGGCAGACGACAUUGAAGUCGUACCCCAAUGGUGCCACUAAAGAAAAUCAAUACGUCGGAGCUCUACUAUCGUAUAGUCAGCUCUAUUAUGAGCCAGUGAGCGGCCAGCGCGAGACGUGGCUCGAUGGUAGGUUUGAAUAUGUCGACGCCACUGGAAAGCCCAACAACAUAAUGGUUGGGCAGGCCAGUAUGCAGAGUGACUUCUUGCACACGUUCACGUACGACCUCCAGGCAUACCCCCUUAGUCACUCCCUCGACCAGAUGCAACCUUCCACCGGCAAGUCCAAUCCCCUUGUUCAGGAGAAGUACACUUAUAACGGAGCGGAUCAACUCGCUCAAAAUCUCAACGCCAUGAGCAACACAACUACCUUGUACAACUACGAUGGGAAGCGCCUCAAAAACUCUCAAAUUGGCACUGCAGCCGCCAAGAAUUAUGCCUAUGAUAAAGCAGGCAAUCUCUCAACGAAAGGGGACACUACGAUCACGUACACCAGUAAUGGGGCUCAUGGCGUCACUGGUAGCUCGACCGUCUUCGACAUCCUGUAUGAUAGGGCUGGGAGAAUGAUCACUAGAACGACCCAGCAGUCAGUCACGAAUUUCAACUACGACUCCUUUGGAUUGCUCGCUUCCUACACCAACAGUGCCAAAGAAGAGACAACUAUCACUUGUGGUCCCGAUGGGAAAACCGUGCGACGCGUUAUGCCUGGUAACGGAGGCUCUCUCCUCUUGGUCAGCGACGACUAUAACGAAAGAACGCAGGCGGACGGUUCGACGAUCAUCACGCUCAAGCUGUUCGGCGCCGGUACUUUGCUCGGGAGCUUUAGCAAGACCCAAGCAAAAACUUCUCCCACCGGCGGACAGAGUAUGCCGACGGCACUAUUCACCGAUAACAAGGGCAAUGUCACCCACAGAUUCAGGGGCUCUGACGCAAGUCUCCUCGAAACUAUCACCUACGACGACUUCGGAUCGCCAACAAUAACAACAAUCCAAGGCGGUGAUCCGACAUUUGACGGGACCUCAACCUAUGAGUCAAAGAGACUCGAUGAGCCCACAGGGCUGUUCGACUUUGGCUCUAGAUGGUACGAUCCCUUGGUGGGCCGCUACACCACGCCAGAUGACGUUCUAGCCGUCAAGUUCCUCGCACGAACCGACGGCCUCAACCGCCUGGCAUUUGAGAACAACGAUCCGAUCAACCAUACCGAUCCUUCUGGGCAAUGGUCCCUGUCAGCUGUUCUGGGUGCUGUGCUUGGCGCCGCCUUGGUGGUCGGCGCUAUCGCCUUGACUAUCGCCACGGGAGGCGCCGCCGCGCCUCUUGCUGCUGCGGCUGCGGGUGCUUUGGCCAGCGGCGGUAUCGCCGGGAUAACGUAUUCGUUUGAUCAUCGCAAUGAGCGGGGUGGAAAGUUCUGGGGAGGCUACGCAGCCACAGUGCUCGUGAAUGCCGCCAUUGGAGCGGCCAGCGGAGCCCUGGGCGCCGUGGCCACCCCAGCCCGCUUGGUGAGUGCCACGGGACGCCUCGGACAGGCAGCUGGGUGGUCGCUGAGCACGACGGCGGAAAAUGUCAUCGGCAGAGCGGCCAGUGUCGGCGGCCAAGUUCUAAUUGGAGCAACCGAGUCGCUGCUGCAGACAGUGGCGCACAACGCCAUAUCGAACAAGUUCUACGGCACGCACUACGGCCUUUUUGAGGGCGCAGGAAAGGCCUUCGGAACCGGUGCUGCAUCAAGCUUGCUCCCAGGUAUCUUCUCAGCUAAAGGGUACAAGGGAGAGUCUAUUGCGCAGAGUGAGGCUUACUCGCUCAAGGCUGGACUGAAAGGGGGCGCCAGCAUUGCAUUUGGCGCCGGGAAGGUAGUAGCUGAAAAAGAAGGCGUCCCGGAAAAGGCCAAGCAGUGGGUGCAGCAACGAGAACAAGAUGCAUCGAAUUGGUAUCAUCAGCAGCAAAGCCAGUUCAAGUCUUUGUCGAGCAUGGUAGGUCCCAGUGGUUUCGUUGGAUCAUUGCACAACGAGCUGCAGAUGAACCAGUCAUUUGUGAACUACGGGUGA